AUGUCUCAGGCGAUCCUCCAACAUGCGCUUCCGAAAGUCACCGUCCUCACGAUUACAUAUCCGAAGUACGAGACGCGAGGCGAUCUGACUGAAUGUGUCUCGCGGUUCAAGGAAUGGCUCACCAACAAAGUCAUCGACCUCGAGGUCGCGAAUUCCACACCUUCGCCGACUGUAGAGCCCUCCGUACAUACGAUCCUCGUUGGUCAUUCUAUGGGAGGCAUUGUUGCGGCUGAGACACUUCUCUCUAUAACCGGCGACCAACCUCUGCAUUCGCUCAAGAACUCGCAGAUUGGUUCGACGAUGCUGCCAGACCACAGCACGCUUAUGUUCCCAUAUAUCCAGGGCAUACUGGCGUUUGACACGCCAUAUCUUGGUAUUGCGCCAGGAGUAGUAGCACAUGGCGCUGAGAAGCACUGGCAAACAGCCAACUCGGCCUACUCAGCAUACUCGAACCUCGCCAGCGCCUUUGGCUGGGGCAACAAGGACACAACGCCAGGGGCAGUGGAUGCAAGCAAAAUGCUACCAGCGCCACCAGCUCAGUCCGUCAGCGACGCGAACGCAGACGCCGCAUCAGCGCCACUAUGGCAGCGCUACGGCCGUGUCGCCAUGUUCGCCGGUGCAGCAGGCGCCAUCGCCGCCGGCGGAGCAGCAGCCUACAUGAAGCGCGACCAAAUCUCCGAAGGCCUCAACUGGGCAACCUCGCAUCUCGAAUUCAUCGGCGCCCUUGCGCGCCCCGAAGAAAUGCAAAAGCGCCUCGCAAAAGUCGCCAAGCUCACCAGCACCUCAGACUUCGGCUUCACAAACAUGUACACGACGCUCGGCCGCGCGGUCAAUCAGCAGCAGCAAACGUCCAAGGAGUCCUGGACGGGCAAGGUUGCGGGGAAAGACCGCACGUUUUGUAAUCUGCCGAAAGGCGAGUUGAGGAAUUUCUUCAUGCCGGCGCCGAACGAUAAAGGGACGGCGGAGACGUGGGCGCAUAUGAACAUGUUCGAACCGAAGAAUAAUCCGGGGUAUUACACGCUGAGCGAAACGGCGAAGGAGAAGAUCAUCGAGUGGGCGGAAAAUGAAUGGUAUGAGGAGAGCGAGGGCCCGCUUGUGGGCGAGGUCGGUGAAGAGGCGGAGAUCGUGGAGAGGCAGGAGGUGGAUGAGGCGAUGCAGAAAGAGGCGGAAGCGAGGGAAAAGGAGGAACAGGCGGAUUCUGAGGCCAAAGAGACGGAUGACGAGUUUGUGGAUUUGAAGAGGGGAGCAGGGACGCCGGUAGAUAGUGAUGGGGAGAGAAAGAGAAGAGAGCUGUGA
Parastagonospora nodorum SN15 is the source of this 1296-nucleotide messenger RNA. RefSeq lists its product as hypothetical. Bases 1 to 1296 code for a protein of 431 amino acids. The record is from RefSeq and is a predicted model, not a curated record. Lineage: Eukaryota; Fungi; Ascomycota; Dothideomycetes; Pleosporales; Phaeosphaeriaceae. The transcript is spliced from 2 exons.